GUGAAAUUUAAAACUUACCAAAUUGCCAACCUUUCAUUUAUUUAAAACAAUUAUACGAGUUGUCACAGCAACGGAAAUAAAUCCAUCCACUUAGAAACGUACACAAAAUCAAAUAAAAUUUCUUAAAAAUGGAGUCGAAUACUACAGCUGCAAGUUACUUUAAUAUUUUCAUUACCGGACAAUUAGAAUCAGCAACAUUUCCACUGGGACCAGAAGCGUCGGAAAUAUUUUGCCGUUAUGAAAGUGUGGCUGGUCCCGAUUGGGAACUCGUUAGUGGACACAGCAAGGGUAUAACACAAUUUGCUUCCAAUCAUAAUGGCAACUUUAAUGAUCCCAUUAUAUUCAAUAUGCCAAUAGAACAAACCUAUCGCAGUACGAACUCAUUUGGAUGGCCUCAACUCCUGAUAUCCAUUUAUGGUAAAACACGUUGGGGCAUAGAAACCUCUCUAGGUUACAGUCGUGUUCAUUUGCCCGUAUUUGGAAAUGUCACAAAUUAUAGUAUUAAAGCGCCCAUAUUAAAACCCCGCUGCAGUAACAUGUUGGCCGAUGUGACUACUUGGCUGACAGGUCGCAAUCCAGAACUAAAAGAUACAAAAGUCUUAUUAGACAAUUCUAAAAGUAAAGGUUUGUCUAUGGAAUCAUAUGGAGAAUUACAACUAAUGUUGAACAUUAUAACGAGAGGAACGGCACGUCUAGGCUUAGAAUAUUAAAACCAAUAUUACAUUUUAUACCAUGCAAUAAACAAUGAAAAUAAAUAAAAAUAUACACAG
This is a messenger RNA of Lucilia sericata (common green bottle fly), 770 nucleotides long. RefSeq names its product B9 domain-containing protein 1 (gene B9d1). The record is from RefSeq and is a predicted model, not a curated record. Gene Ontology annotation, cellular component: MKS complex. Lineage: Eukaryota; Metazoa; Arthropoda; Insecta; Diptera; Calliphoridae. The transcript has 3 exons. Bases 129 to 710 code for a protein of 193 amino acids. Gene Ontology annotation, biological process: cilium assembly.